AAGGAGACGCGCGCGAAGACGCUGUACAUCGGGCACGUCCCGCACGGCUUCUACGAGGACCAGAUGCGCGCGUACUUUGGGCAGUUCGGGGAGGUAACGCGGCUGCGAUUGUCGCGGAACAAAAAGACGGGGAGAUCGAAACAUUACGCCUACGUCGAGUUCAAGUACCCGGAAGUCGCGGAGGUGGUCGCGCAGUCCAUGGACGGGUACCUGCUCUUCGAGUCCAUCAUGAAAGUCAAACUGAUGACCCCCGACGAGUGCCACCCGGAGCUGUGGAAGGGCGCGAACCGAAAGUUUAAGACGGUGCCGUGGCAAAAGAAAGCCGCGGAGAAGCACGACAGGGCGCUCACGGAGGCGGAGACGGAGAAGAAGAACGCCGCGCUGGUGAAGAAGGAGCGGGCGCGACGGCGGAAGAUCGAGGCCGCGGGGAUCGAGUACGACUUCCCCGGGUAC
Micromonas pusilla CCMP1545 is the source of this 453-nucleotide messenger RNA. RefSeq lists its product as uncharacterized. Gene Ontology annotation, biological process: maturation of LSU-rRNA from tricistronic rRNA transcript (SSU-rRNA, 5.8S rRNA, LSU-rRNA). The annotation marks the transcript as partial. The transcript has a single exon. The record is from RefSeq and is a predicted model, not a curated record. Lineage: Eukaryota; Viridiplantae; Chlorophyta; Mamiellophyceae; Mamiellales; Mamiellaceae. Gene Ontology annotation, molecular function: RNA binding. Gene Ontology annotation, cellular component: nucleolus.